AUGUCUCAACAACAGCAGCAAGAUCAGCAAUAUUAUCCUCCAAUGGACUUUUCUCAGAACGAUGGUUAUAGUGUGAUGCAUUCAUUUCCCUUUAUUAAUGAUGGCCCCAAACCAAACUAUCGUCAUAGCUAUCAUCCUUCUACAUCACACCAACAGCAACAACAAUUUCCACAAAAAGAGCCUUUGCAAGCGCCCAUCGAUAAACCCAAGCUUACAAAGCAAGUGCCUCCUGGCGUCAUUCACAUCAAGCCUACAUGGAAGCCUGUCAAAUUAGAUGAAAAGCCUCCAUUCUCCUACGCUACCAUCAUUGCCCAUGCUAUCCUGUCUAGUGAAAACCGUAAAUUGACACUGAGUGAAAUCUACCAAUGGAUCUCUGAACAGUAUCCUUGCUAUAGCAUGAAGGAUCACAGAUGGCAGAACUCCAUUAGACAUAAUCUGUCUUUACAAAAGGCAUUUGUCAAACUGGAGCGCGAUGCCAACACACCAUCUGGUAAAGGAUGCUUUUGGACCAUCUUGCCUGGCUAUGAACAGCAAUUUAUUGAUAAUCUGGUGAAAAGAGGCAUGGGUAGUGCAGCUGGAAGCUCAAACAAUAGAAAGCAUGCGACUAGUCUUAGCAGUACUUCGACUAGCAAGCAGUUCCGCAAAUUCAUUGAUGCUUCUGUCAACAAGUCAAAUGCUCCAUUGUUUACCAUCUUUCGUAUGAAUCCCACUACCACCGUAUCUGCUUCUGCAACUUCAAGCCCUUCUAGUAAACGCAAGAAGAUCUCUUAUAAUAAGAAGGCGGAUGUCAAGCAACAGGAUGAACCAGAUUUGCAGUAUGAUUCAGACUGUGAUAGUGGUGUCGAUCUAGGCUGUGAAACUCAUCCUACAAAGACGCAAAGGCCAGCCUCUAUGUAUGCGCAAGUCCCAUCUAAAUCUGCCUCUUUGGCUCCUCCUCCUCCUUCCAUGUCUCUUCACCAAACGCAACAAACCUACAACUCCUUACUGAUGGAGAACUCCAUGUUUAUUCCGGAUGAACUCUUUGUCUCUCAGCAACCCAAUGCCAUGAUGUCUACUGCUUCAGAUGACAACAUCUCUUACUUUGACAAUGUCUCAACACCGUCAUCUAUCAUCAUGGAUCAGCAUUUAUUCAGUAAUGACCCUUCUCUGGACAAUUGGGCACAAUCAGCACAGCAAACUCCCAUGUUUGACUUCCAGCCUCAAUCGCAGUUUUUACCCGCACAAGCUACCCCUUGUUACGAUCCUUCUGUCGCAAGCUUUGCCUCACUUGGUGCUGAUAGCAAUCAAAGCGACUAUUUGCUACAGCAGCCUUAUCAGCCAUUUCAAGAUUAUUACUUGUAUAAUGACUUUUGCUAA
Molecule: messenger RNA, 1356 nt
Organism: Mucor velutinosus
Lineage: Eukaryota; Fungi; Mucoromycota; Mucoromycetes; Mucorales; Mucoraceae
Exons: 2
Coding region: 1-1356 (451 amino acids)
Biological process (GO): regulation of transcription by RNA polymerase II
Molecular function (GO): RNA polymerase II cis-regulatory region sequence-specific DNA binding; DNA-binding transcription factor activity, RNA polymerase II-specific
Source: RefSeq, a predicted model, not a curated record